GCAAACAGAAGAUAGAGCAGCGAAGUAAGUGUAGAGCCUUGAUCGUCUCCAAAGGCAUUGAUGUGAGAGGUAGAACCUAUACUUCAAGGUUUAGGCGUUACAAGUAAUACAAGAUACGAGUACAAGUUACAAGUUAUAAGCUAGUGAUAUAUCUGGAUGGUAGAACCAGCAUUUGCAUUAUUAUACUCGUGUCUUAAUGUGCAGUGCGUAUGUCGCAGAAACGGCCGAUCUCGAAAGGAAAUACUAGCCGCUUAUUGGAUAGAAUACAAAGCCACACCAUACUUUGUUAAUAUAUAUAAUAUAUAUAUAUGUCAUUCAGAUCAUUGGUGACUACUGUCUGAAUCACGCGCUCUGAUACUUGUUUGUUGUUUAUUGUUUAGAUUUAGUUAAUUAUUGUGAUUAGUCGGUACUUGAACUACGCGCUGCCAUGAUUUCGCUUAAGAUAUUUCUAAUUAGCCUUGCAAUUGUCGCUAUCAAUGCACUGCCAGACAGUGCAGGUUACGUCGAAAUGGUUAAUGGACUUGCUUAUGGCGGAAUUCCUUAUGGGACCAUUUCUGGGAGUGUAGCGCGACAGUCACAGAAUCCAAAUCCUGGGUCUUAUUUUGGGUACAACCCAAAUCAAUACCGUCCUCGAGCAGCUUACGAACCAGGAUCUUCAGUAGUUAUCAUGCCAAAUUAUCGAGCUCCAGGACUUGAAAGACGUCGGCGAGGUCCAGUACAAGUUUUUAAACUUCCCGGGGUUGUCGCGCCUGGAGUUGUCGGCACUUUGACCGGAAUCGGCUAUAAAAAAUAAUUUUAAAUUUCUUUUUUUUUCUAAUUAUUUCUGUACUUAACUAUUCUAUUAAUUAAUUUAAUUAUAGUGAGCCAUCCGUCCAUUUGUAAUCUAGUAUAUAAUAAAUAAAAGUAAUUGCGCAAUAA
Messenger RNA from Microplitis mediator, 918 nucleotides. RefSeq lists its product as uncharacterized. Lineage: Eukaryota; Metazoa; Arthropoda; Insecta; Hymenoptera; Braconidae. The record is from RefSeq and is a predicted model, not a curated record. The transcript has 3 exons. The coding region runs from base 428 to 793 and encodes 121 amino acids.